Molecule: messenger RNA, 3199 nt
Organism: Bradysia coprophila
Lineage: Eukaryota; Metazoa; Arthropoda; Insecta; Diptera; Sciaridae
Gene: Hsp110
Product: heat shock protein 70Cb
Biological process (GO): protein folding
Cellular component (GO): cytosol; nucleus
Molecular function (GO): ATP binding; ATP-dependent protein folding chaperone
Source: RefSeq, a predicted model, not a curated record
ACCACAUCAAUGGCGUAGUGAAUUCUCGAAAUUUCUUUACUAAAGGGACGAAACGUAUUUUAUCUCGAGAAUAUUCCCUAUUUCAUUUCAAUUACGGCAAACACAAACCGAACGUUAAUUUCUUGCACAAGUGAUUGAGAGACAUUUUCUUUCAAAACAAAUACAAUCAACAUCAGAAUUGAACGGAAACAAACAAAAGUGUGAAGCGAAAAAUUGUGUGUGAAUAGAAACUACAAAGUGAAUCAAAAGUUAAUUUAUUUUUGACUGGAAAAAUGUCUGUUAUCGGUAUCGAUUUCGGCAACGAAUCCUGCUUUGUUGCCGCUGGACUGUCGGGAGGCAUUGAAACUUUGGCCAAUGAUUACAGUUUACGUGCAACACCGUCAUGUGUCGCAUUUGCUGGCAAAAAGCGAAUUCUUGGCGUUGCGGCCAAAAAUCAACAGGUCACAAAUAUGAAAAAUACAAUCAGUGACUUCAAACGAUUGCUCGGCCGAAAAUUCAACGAUCCACAAGUGGAGCUCGAAUCAAAGUUCAUACCAUACCGAUUGGAACCGAGACCGGACGGUGGCGUCGGUAUUCGCGUCAACUAUUUGGAUGAGGAGCAAGUUUUCUCGCCGGAACAAUUGACCGCAAUGCUCUUCACUAAACUAAAAGAGACGUCCGAAACAGCACUGCAGGCCCAAGUCAACGAUUGUGUGAUUGCUUGCCCAAUAUUCUUUACAAAUGCUGAACGUCAGGCACUAUUGAAUGCUGCGAACAUUGCCGAUUUGAAUGUGUUACGUUUGAUUAACGAGACCACUGCCGUUGCCUUGUCAUACGGCUUUUACAAACAGGAUCUGCCCGCUGCGGAUGAGAAACCGCGAAAUGUUAUUUUCGUCGAUUUCGGCAAUGCAUCGUUGCAAGUGUCAGCUGUGGCCUUUAACAAGGGAAAACUAAAAAUGAUUUGUAGUGCCUGGGAUCAAAUUGGAGGACGUGAUUUUGAUGCUAUCUUGGCGGAUAAGUUUGCGCAAGAUUUUCAAGUCAAAUACAAAAUUAACGCUAAGACAAACCCGCGAGCUUAUUUGCGAUUACUGAGCGAAGUAGAGAAAAUAAAGAAACAAAUGUCGGCGAACAGCACGAAGCUACCACUGAACAUUGAAUGUUUUAUGGAGGAAAUUGAUGUUCAUUCCAGUAUGGCUCGUUCGGAAAUGGAAGAACUUUGUGCGCAUCUACUGAAACGCACCGAGCAAACAUUCAUGAAAUGUUUUUCAGAUUCAAAAUUGUCACCAGAGGACAUCUACUCUGUCGAAGUAGUGGGUGGCAGCACUCGCAUUCCAGCUGUUAAGGCAUUGAUCGAACAAAUAUUUCACAAGCCCGUUAACACAACAUUGAACCAAGAUGAAGCCGUUUCACGCGGUGCUGCAUUACAGUGUGCAAUUUUGUCACCGAAAGUGCGUGCACGUGAAUUCAGUGUCGUCGACAUUCAAAACUAUCCCGUUAACAUUAGCUGGGACGGUGAAAGUGGUCAAAGUGGUGAAAUGGAAGUAUUUUCUGCAUUCCAUGCUGCGCCGUUUAGCCGCCUGCUGACAUUAUAUCGACGAGAACCAUUCAAUAUGCAAAUUACCUAUUCGGAUCCGGCCACAUUUCCCGAUCCUGUCGUAGGUCGUUGGCACGUUAAAGAUGUGAAACCGAAUGCUGCUGGCGAAUCUCAAGAAGUCAAAGUCAAAGUUCGCAUCGAUCACAAUGGCAUUCUAUUCAUUUCGAGUGCAUCAAUGGUGGAGAAAAGAGAAACUGAAGCUGAAAAUGGAGCUAAUGAGCAGAAUGACGCUACUGGCGAACAAAUGGAUUGUCAAGAGGAAGAAUAUCGGUACGACAAUAACAGUAAUCAACAGAAUAUAGCUGACUCUCCGACGGCACCAGGGUGGGCUCAGCGGGUUAAGGGAUGGUUUUCUUCGGGAACAAAUGACGAUCCCAAAAACAAGGAAAAGAAAAAGAAGGCCGCCGUCAAGAUGAUUGACCUUGCAUUGGAAGCGAAGACACAUGGCUUCACGAUCGACGAAUUACGUAAAUACCACGAAGAGGAGUCUCGAAUGAUACAAAACGAUCGCCAAGAAAAGGAGCGUGUCGAUGCACGCAAUGCAUUGGAAGAAUUCAUCUACGAUAUGCGUGACAAACUGGCCGAGGAGGGUGUUCUGUCCUCAUUUGUCGUUGACAAUGAUCGUCAAGGUAUCUGCUCGCAGCUGAACGAAUUGGAAAAUUGGCUGUAUGAAGAAGGAGAAGAUUGUGAUCGUGACACAUACCGCAACAAAUUAGAUCAUUUACAAGGAUUAACCGAUCCGAUAAAAGCCCGUAGUUUGGAAUUCGAAUAUCAACCGCGUGAUUUUGACGAAUUAGGUCAUUGCAUACAAAUGGCACGCAAAGCUGUCCUAGAGUAUCGUGAGGGUGCAACGAAAUACAAUCAUUUGACGGAAACGGAAAUACUAAAUCUAUCCGAAUCGGCUGACCGAGCACAAAAAUGGCACGACGACCAAAUAGGCAAAUUUCAGCGAUCGCCGAAAACGGUCGACCUGCCCGUCAAAUCAUCAGAGAUUCGUCACGAAAUUCAUACGCUAAGUCAAUGCAUGAAUUCUGUAUUGAAUCGACCAAAACCAAAACCACCAACUCCACCAGCGGAUCAACCAGCUGCCGAUAACAAACAGGCUAAAGAUGAACCAACAGCCGAACCGACACUAAGCGAAGAUAAAAUGGAAGUUGAGUAACAUGGUGAAAAAAUGUUGUCGUGUUGUCGAAAGAAAGAAUAGAGAAAGUGUGUGCGUGCGAUUGCGUGUGUGUGUGUAUAUGGAGUUUAUCAUCAAGUGAAUUCAACGUAAAAUUUGAAAUCAAAAGUAUGUAAGAAGAAGCCCAACCAUUCUGCUACCCAUUGUUAUAACAUUUAACAUCUCGAAAUUCUAAUUUGGUUUUAUAUAUAAAAGGCCGUCAAAUAAUUUGGUUUUCCUUUCCUCUUCGUUAACAUGAAUCUUUUUUGGGUCUAAUUUUCGAUGAAUAUUUCCAAUUGUAACAAAUUAAAAGAAAAAAACUUUUUUUUUAACUUAAGCGAAGCAUUAAUGCUUGUUCAAAAUUAGAUCGGAAAAAGUCUGCACAAAAAAUUAAAUUCAAAUUUAUCUGCGCGCUUUAUCAGUUGAAAUCAUUAAAAUCAUGAGAAUAAAACAAGAAUUUAAUUGAA